AUGCACUCCUUCCUAGCACUGAUAUUUUGUGCCCUUCUCGCCUUUGCAGGGGCUCAGCCCAGCCCAGUUGUGCCGAAGGGGUUCGUCACUCAAAGGAAUGGAGAAUUUCGGCUGAAUGGCAAACCUUUCAAUUUCGUUGGUGCGAACUCUUACUGGGUCCCACUCCUGACAAAGAAAGAAGAUGUGCACGCCACCUUCAGAGAAAUGCAAGGAGCCGGUAUCAAGGUUCUACGAACGUGGGGUUUUAAUGCCAUCAAUGGUUCUGAGCUUGCUUUGGCUCGCGAAACCGACCUGACCUACUAUCAGGUCUGGAACUCAACUGAAUGGGUCAUAAACGAUGGCCCACAAGGCCUCCAGAGGUUGGACUAUGUGAUUAAAACGGCUGGACUGUAUGGCAUUAAGGUUAUCCUUGCGUUCACCAACAACUGGGUGGGAUAUGGAGGCUCCGAGCUAUAUGUCAACUGGAUCGCUGGUGCUGGCUCGACUCACGACGUGUUCUUCUCUGAUCCAAGAAUCAUUGCCUCCUACCAGAGAUAUGUCACGGUCAUCGUCAACAGAUACAAGAAUUCCCCCAACAUAUUUGCCUGGGAACUCAUGAAUGAAGCCAGAUGCCUUGGAGAUCUCCCUGCUGGUCCCAAUUGCGUCGCUGGAACCAACUUGCUCAGCCAUUGGUACAAGCAACAAUCGGAUUACGUCCGUUCUCUCGAUUCAUACCACAUGAUCACCACAGGAGGUGAAGGCCACUUCUACUGGCCAGACAAGAACGUUGGGUUCUGGCACAAUGGGGUUUUCAUCUCGGAUUACAACUUCAACGGGCAAGCUGGUGAAGACUUCGACGCUGACCUACAACUGGAAAACAUCGAUUUCGGCACAUACCAUAUCUACCCACAAUAUUGGUACACGCUACUGGAUACGCCGUCAUCUACGAACUUCACAAUCAAGGACUGGGGGCUGUCCUGGAUCCAGGAUCAUGCAGACAGCGCUAAGAAAGCCAACAAGCCGGUUAUUCUCGAAGAAUUUGGUGUAUCUGGACUGCAGAACAAGACUGAAAUAUAUCCGGAGUGGGUUGGGCUAGCUUUGAAAACAAGACAUGCUGGUAUUAUGCCAUGGCAAUUUGGUAUGACCGGCUUGAAGGAAGACAACCGUGUCUUUAAAUAUGCCGACUAUAUUAUCGACGGUGCAUCACCGAACGACGGCUUCGCGAUCUACAAGAACCAGACUGCUGUCUGGAAUAUCUUUGCGUAA
Molecule: messenger RNA, 1245 nt
Organism: Cyclocybe aegerita
Lineage: Eukaryota; Fungi; Basidiomycota; Agaricomycetes; Agaricales; Hemipholiotaceae
Source: the annotation of a GenBank genome assembly